Coprinopsis cinerea okayama7#130 is the source of this 1773-nucleotide messenger RNA. RefSeq lists its product as hypothetical. The coding region runs from base 1 to 1773 and encodes 590 amino acids. The transcript is spliced from 3 exons. The record is from RefSeq and is a predicted model, not a curated record. NCBI's taxonomy places the organism in Eukaryota, Fungi, Basidiomycota, Agaricomycetes, Agaricales, Psathyrellaceae. Gene Ontology annotation, molecular function: O-methyltransferase activity; RNA methyltransferase activity. Gene Ontology annotation, cellular component: nucleus; cytoplasm. Gene Ontology annotation, biological process: piRNA processing; siRNA processing; RNA methylation.
AUGGCACCGAUUAGAGAGAUCGUCAUGGAGGAUGACAGUGACCAAGUCGAGCUCAAGGUUACUUUCUACCCAGAACUAUACUUACAACGAAGAAUAUGGAUUCUGGACAUCUUGAGACGGGAUAACAUUGCGAAGCUACUCGACAUUGGUUGCGGAGAGGGAGAACUUCUAGGAACCCUAUGCCAACCAGCACCUUGGCUCACGCCCCCACCUUACGAUGUCCUACCACCGGAAACCCCAAAGACACCGAUCGCAUCACCAACGUUCAACUCAGAGGACGACAUACCCAACCUACACGCAACCUUGAUCCAUGGCUUAGACAUCUCCGAGGAUGAUUUGGCCUUUGCUAUUAAUACAACCCAACCUCCACAACCGAUGGACCAGUUUAAGGACGCGGUCCCCUUGAGCCCUCACCCGCAGAAGAGGUUCAACACGACCCUCACAAGAUUCGAGGACCUGGAGGUCAAGCUGUGGAAAGGAGGCCUGGAGAUGAUAAACGAGGAAUUCGUCGGGAUUGAGUGCAUCGUCAGCACAGAAGUAAUCGAGCACCUCCCUCCUUCCAUAUUCCCUUUCUUCGCCCCGAUCAUCUUGGGCGUUUACCAUCCAGAGCGCUUCUUGAUGACGACACCUUCCUACACCUUCAAUGCGCGCUUCACAUCCCCAGACGCCCUCCCAUCUGUCCGCAAAGGCUAUCCGGAUCCAACGAAGCGAACAGAUCGGAUAUUCCGUCACUCAGACCACAAAUUUGAGUGGACAACCGAGGAAUUCGAAUCAUGGCGUGACGAGACAGCGAGCACGUGGGGGUACAGCGUUCAUUGGUCUUCCAUUGGCCAUGCGCGAGAAGAUGACCCUUAUGGACGAGACGAGGAGCUCGGUGGUGCAACUUUUGUCGCUGAAUUCCGCAAAUUGGGCGCCGAAACGAUGACCGAUGCUCAGCGAGAAAAGCUUGGCCGGGAAACCGUUGAGAAAUUGAUGGCAACGGAAGACAGUGCGAUCCACAGAACACCGCACGAACUGGUCGCUCAUCAUCGACACCUCGCCCAUCCGUCUUCGCAGAAACCAAAACCCUUCGAGGAAAUCGCCAAAAUUGUGAAAGAGCGGAUGGAGGAAUACCGGGAGGCGUUCAUGCGUCUGGAUGAAUUGUGGUUCGAGAGCGAGAUUUCAACGGCCUGUGGCGGUUGGAUCGAAUUCUUGGUGAAGGCCGUGGAGGAGAGUCCUGUACUGCACCUGAAGAAAGAGGAAGAUGGCAUCAAGCGAAAGCGAGAUAUGUGGACUGUCGAAAUAAUCGGUGCAAAGUCGUUGAAGCUUUGGGGAGAUCCCGAUGACGUAGAGACGGAGACCAACCAGAGCACAGAAUAUGUGCCCCCCGAUUGGACGCCGGGGGAGGGCUGGCUCGAAUCAACUGACAUGAGCGACCUGGGAGAAUCCACCGGCGCGGAGGGAGACAUAUCCUUGUGUGGUUCAGAGGAAGAUUCUGCUUGGUCGCCGAACGUCGUGCCAGGGAAGGGGUGGCCAAUUCGAAAGCCGAAGAGGAGGAAUACAUGGCAGCCGUCGUCCACCUUGAAGAAUUCAGACGAACAGGAUUCGGAUGAUGCUUGGUCGAGAGGUUGGGGUAGCAGUCAGGCUUGGGUGGACAGCUCUGAAGACGAGAAACGCUAUAAACGACCGGGUAAUUCGUCAACUGCUACAGCCGCGGGGAAGAAAACGGAACGCGACGGCAAUACUUCGACAGCUGGCUGGGAUGGGGAUGCCGACGAUAGCGAUACGGAAUAA